Messenger RNA from Paralichthys olivaceus (Japanese flounder), 1762 nucleotides. The record is from RefSeq and is a predicted model, not a curated record. Lineage: Eukaryota; Metazoa; Chordata; Actinopteri; Pleuronectiformes; Paralichthyidae.
GACGGUGGACGAGCAGUUGUUUCUGACGGCAGCGAUGGAGAACAAGCUGCCUGUGGUGGAGAAGUUCCUCAGUGACGGAGGAGACCCCAACGCAUGCGACCACUUCCAGAGAACAGCUCUGCACAAAGCUGCGUUCAGAGGAAACAUGGAGGUGCUGAAGAGCCUCCUGGAGGCCGGAGCUGCCAUCGAGAGAAAAGACAAGCUGGAGGCCACAGCGCUGCACUGGGCCUGCAGAGGGGGAAGUCUGCCGGCCCUGCAGCUCCUCCUCCACCAGGGGGCAAAGGUCACGUCCAGAGACAAGCUGCACAGCACUCCUCUCCAUGUCGCUGUGAGGACGGGACACUGUGAAUGUGCUGAACAUCUCAUUCACUGUGGAGCAGACGUCAACGCCAGAGACCGAGACGGAGACACGCCCAUGCACGACGCUGUGAGAAUCAACAGAUUCAAGAUGAUCAAGCUGCUGAUGAUGUACGGGGCCAGUCUCAACACCAAGAACAGUGACGGAAAAACCCCACUGGAGACGCUGUACUCGUGGCAGAACGGAGCCAAGAGUCUCCUGUGUAACUUCGAUGAGGAGAAACUCAGCAGGAACUCCCCCUGAGGUCGAGACCACGGAACAAGAGAAAAAGGAAAAGUGGUAGAACCUCUGAUCAUUCUAUCAUUUGUCUUGUCUUAGCGUGCGUCCGUCCACUGAGGAGCUGCAGACUCCAAACUCUGGCAGACAUUAACCUCAGGUCAUAUUCAGGUGCUGCAGGAGCUCAUCACUAACAGAACAUUUGUCUUUAACUUCGCUCCGGGUUCAGGGAUUUGAAUCAGUAACCAGGCGACUGUCACGUUAGAGAAGAACUUUCCUAGAAGCAGCAGCAGGGACUUGAAGGAUCAGUAAUGUGAAAUCUAAUCGGCGUGUUUUAUUGAUAAUGUGAUUAUUAACACUGAUGGAGUCACUGAACGCCAAAUAUUGCUGGACAAUGUCUCGGCCGACAACGUGAAGAUGCUUUUGUUUGAACUUUUCUUCAUUUGAACUUUAAGCUGAGUUGACGUCAGCGAUGCUGCAUCGAGAAGAUGAUUAUUUAUUGAUUAUUGGAAACUGACUGUGAUCAGUUUACUGGCUUUGAUUGAUUUCGACACUUACACUUAAUAAGUGAGUGAUUAGAAGUGAAUUAUUUGUGUCGUGGUAUUGAAACGUUCAGACGAGUUGUCUGACUUGUUGAGAAGUGAGAGGAUGAAGCAGGUGUUUGGAUCUAGAUGAGAAGAAUGUCUCCACCCACACAUUUACAGAACAAACAGGAAGCUAGGACAGAGCUGCAGCGACGUACAUUAAGUCCUUCAUCAGAUCUCGUGUUUUGAAUCUCGUUCAUAUCGACAUCUGCACGUUUCCAGUUCCACUCCGUCUCUUUCGCUCGUCUUGCUCUUGUUUAACUUUUCACUCUGAAGUUUUUGUUCCACUUUAUUAUUUCAAAUGUCACACAGUCAAUUUUCUAACGUUGGAUCUAAUUCAGCUCAAACCUUCAGCAUCAGUUUUGCUUGUGUUUGUAAGUUUGGACAAAACGAACUUUGGACAAAGUUCAUCCAGAUCACUUUGAGCGUCGGGGUCAGAGGUCACCUGAGCUGUCUCUCACCUCUUCUGUGUGUGAGAGGGGAGAAAGUGAAAGUCCCAGUUGGUUCUGAGGAUGUCUGAAGAAGGUUAUGUGAAGUGAAUGCGUCCUGAGAGAUGAUUAAUAAUCAGAUUCAUUUUUUAUUGUAACAGAUGAAUGUAAACUUU